Molecule: messenger RNA, 702 nt
Organism: Gryllus bimaculatus (two-spotted cricket)
Lineage: Eukaryota; Metazoa; Arthropoda; Insecta; Orthoptera; Gryllidae
Source: the annotation of a GenBank genome assembly
AUGCGCGUCGUGCCGCGCAACGACAGCGACCCCACGUGGAUCUUCCGCGAGCCCACCGUCGACAUCUUCAAGAACGCCAGCCUGCGCGCGGCGCCGCCGCAGUCCGGCCGCGACCCGCGCCACCCGACGCCGGUCUUCACCGGCGACUUCCACAUGGAGUUCUGCGACAACGUGCGCCAGCUGCUGCAGGCCUACUUCCGCGACUUCUCGCUCGAGAAGCUCGACCGGCCGUGGAGGGCCUUCUCGGGCAGCUGGAGCCGCGCCGCCAUCGCGCGACAUCUGGGCAUCAACGCCACCUAUCUCACGGGCGGCUACUCGUUUGUGCUGGUGCGGGUGGCGCGGCACCGCGAGCGCGCGCGGCUGCUGGGCGGGGGCGGAGCCGGGGGAGAAGACGCCGCUCCGCAGCCCGAGUUGGAGGAGGCGGUGGCGCGGGAGGCAGAGCUCGUCAGCCCCGGGGACGCCGCCUCGGUCGUCAACUUUGUGCGCAGCUUCGGCUCCCACUACAUCGCCUCCUACGUCACCGGCAACUCGCUCUAUCAGGCAAGUGCUCACCUGCCAGGUGGUCGCGAGUGGGAUCCCCUGCUCUGGGCUAUGUGCUAUGUGCGGGUGCUUUUAAAAGCUUUCUGGCGUAUCGCCGUUUUCUUUUCAUUUGCGGUCCUUUCCCUUGGUGAUAAAACAACAUUUCUCCUGCAUCACAUGUGA